Molecule: messenger RNA, 1070 nt
Organism: Nothobranchius furzeri (turquoise killifish)
Lineage: Eukaryota; Metazoa; Chordata; Actinopteri; Cyprinodontiformes; Nothobranchiidae
Product: E3 ubiquitin/ISG15 ligase TRIM25
Molecular function (GO): zinc ion binding
Source: RefSeq, a predicted model, not a curated record
GUUUUUUUUUUGUUUUUUUUAUUACGGUAAAGUGAAUUGGAUGUUUUUUUUUUGUGGCAGUUCACAGCAGUUGUAAACAUUUCCAUUGAAUGCAUAAAUUGUCUGUACUUGUCUUGUGGAUUUUUACCUUGUUACUUUUACAUUUAGUGCUAUGUACACCAGGUCUCUGUUUCAAGGAACUUGCUGGUUAAAUAAUAGUUUUUAAAAACCCAAAUUAAAAAUUUUAUGUCUUUGUCUGCAGACUGAAUUCAGGGAGAAGUUGGGUUUACUGGAUGCGAAGAUUGACAGGACUUACAGGGUUGUGCUUCAGAUGAACGAUAUGCAGGGCAAACUCACGGAUGCUGCAGAGAAUCUGAAAGCAGCCUUGGCUGCAGCGUAUCAGCAGAUGAGGGAGAAGCUGGAUCACGAUGAGCGGCUAGCUCAACACGAGGUGGACUGUGAGCUGGAGGCCAGCCACACCAAACUUCGAGACUACAUGAAUAGGUUUACGGACAACAAUGAGAAGAUGCAGAAAGCCAAAGAGGAGAUCAGCGAUCUUUUGAGUCAGUCCCAAACCCCGGCUUUUCUACAGGCUUCGUUUGAGUUGCCUAAAGUCGUAAAGUUUGAACCUCACACCCCUCGAGUCUCUGUGGACUCCAAACGGGUGAUGGCAGCUCAAACGUUUACUUCAGCCAUGCAGGAGAGUCUUGUUCAGAUUCUCUCACAGCCUUUUGAGGCAAGACGGCCACUGUAAAAACUGGGUAAAAGUCCAGCAGCUUCAUUUCAAAGGGAAAAUAAUCUUUAUUUCUAGUGAAAAUAAAAUAAAACUAAUAAUGUUUAAUUUGUCUUACAGAACUGGACACAUAUACAUCUGGUGGGUUAGGAGAAAAACACUGGAUUAGAGAAAGAAAAAUAAAGAAAACACACUUUUAUUUAGUGCUUCUCAAGAUAAAAAUCAUGAGGCGCAUCACAAAAAAAACCAAGUAUAAAAAAAAUUUCAAAAAAUGAUUAAAAAUAUGUUUAACCCUCCCACUGUCUUCAUGGGUGACCCCGCGAGGAAAGUUGAGCAUUGAGCAGGAUUGAUGGUUUAU